AUGUUGCUACUUCAAAAAAAUUCAAUUCUAAACGGAUAUAGAAAACAACGGCGUUCGGAGGUGCAAUCGGAAUCGUAUCAGAAAACAGAAAAUAAAACGGGCCAAAACGCAGCUGCUUCUCACAAAGAUCCCAAUGCACUACUCGACGGGUUGAGUUCUGAUAAAAACGCCGACCUUGACGCCUUUUAUUCGGUUGGUCACAAUUCUCCCUAUACCGGAACCAUCACGAGGGUUCUUCCAAAGAAGUUAUCUCAAUAUUCCCAAGCAUCCAUCGUUUCUGAGAUAAAGAACACCACCAAUAUCACCCCACACGCUUUGGUGAGCGAAACUGAUAUUGAGAAGUGUCCAUCAGUCGAAAUCCACUCAACACCCACCCCUUCCAAUUAUGAAGAAGGACAUUCGGUUUCAACCAAGGACCGUAUCCACGACAUUAAGUUGAAUUUACCGGCGGAAGGGAAUGUGUCCCUGGACCAGGAUUGUGAUUCUCCGCUUGUUUCUUUGUUUAGUAUCGAAAAGAGUACGGCUCAACGUAGUCCUCAUAAUGGCAUUUCAUUUUAUGCUGAGAAAAACGCUGCCAGAAGCACGCCAGAUGGAGUUUCAAGGGUAUUGAUGAACCCCAGUGUAGAAGGCCUAAAGACUCCCAUACACAAAAAUCAUGUCGAGCUGCAUCAAAAACAUAAAGGUACAGAGCUGGAGAGUCAAUCAAACACGGAAGGUGAAACUCCUUUUCAUGAUGUGAACGACACCCCCCUAGCGGAAAGCAGAAGCUGUAAUGAAAACAACACUUUUCUAACGUUUAAAGUCAGCGCAACGUCAAGUUUUGAUGAGGAUAUCAGUGCUUUAUCCUUCCCAAAACAACCAUACCAGUAUAGUCUCAUUACAGGAUCCGGAGGCGACAGCUACGAUGGAAAUAUUAACGAAGACAAGUACCCAUUGGGGCUCUUAGUGUCGUCGAAGCGGCAUUCGGUGAUGGAGAGUACAAUAAUGGAGCCUUUAGGGUUAUCAAGGGCUGAAUCAUCUGCAUUUUCGCUGUCCUGUUCCGAUAUGCUACCGCUUAGUCCAUCUUCCCUUGAGUUUAGGAGAUAUUAUGGUCUUGGUCGGAAAAAAUGCGGUGGACGUAGUGUGUUGGUGACAUCGUCUGCAGCUAUGACUAUGGUAAAUAACAGACAUACACCUUUUAGAAGUAGCAAGUCGAUGGAAUUGUUUUCGUCAAGAAAAUCAGGCGUUCCGGCGGACACCCCAAUUCGGAUAGUUCGUUUCCAUCGAGAGUCAGUUUCAUCCGGCAACAUGGACUACGAUGUGGACACAAUCGUGGUUAGCCCAUUCAACACAUCGGAUAUCUCAUCACGAUACAUAGGUAGUGAAAGUCAAAAUCGGAUUCUGGACUUUCAAAAUGAAAGAUAUCUGUACACCUUGAAAAGUAGACCGAUGAUUUCAGCUAUUUCAUUUGGAGAGGCUGUCAACCUACUAAAAGCGUCUGUCAAAGUUGUCCCUAAGCUCUUGGAGCAUAAAAAGAUGACGACAUUUUUUUCCUGCUUUUGUUUCGAUAAAAGUGGAAAUGAUAAUGUCCUGGACCAUAAAGCAAUGAAAAAUAAUAAAGUAGAUCUCAAACCGUACCCCAUUUCAAAAACGGCGUCGUGGAAAGAAGGGCUGAAGGUUGUGGAGCGGCUGAAAUCUACCCCUUAUGAUCACAACGAUGUCGUUCAUCAACGUAUUAUAUUUACCAUUUACUACGCCCUUAUGGACUCUGAAAAGAGUCAACUGUACAAUCAAAUUAUGUCAAUUCGGAAAUUUUCUUUAGUAGAACAGGCGGCGGGGGACGAUCCAUUGACCUUUCCCCGAGACGACUCCGCGUUGUGGGAGGUGAUCGGCUUCCAGGGCACCAACCCCUCCUCGGACCUUCGCGAUACCGGCAUGGUGGGGCUUUUACAGUUGCUUUACAUGUUUUCCAGCUAUGCGGGCCUGACGCUGACCCUCUGGCAUCUCUGUCAAUCGCCUUCACUCCCCAGCCCCUCUGAGAGCCUUUUUUCUCUGGCCUCAACCCCCGCAAUACCGACGGGAUCGCGAAUGCUUAGCCGGGAUUUACCUUUUGUACUUGUGGUGCUCACCUUUGUCGGGCUUUCCUUGGAUUUCCUUGGAAAGGAAAAACGCUUAAUGUCCCUCGCGAUAUCAUUUCCAGUGCAGGGAAAAGGAAUUGAAGGCGUUUCACCCGUGGUAAAGUCAGCCUCAAAGUCUUCAGGGAAACAUCCCAAUUUGGAAGAGUCCCCUGUAUUCCAUGUCUCACCCGUGUUAAGCGCGGUCUGUGAGCACUGUGUAGGGUGUUUGCAACUUUUCUGUGAAUCUUGGCAGGAGCUAAUUAAAAAGCAGUAUCCCAAUAUACCAACUGUGGCUGAUUUUGGAUCCCAGAAGUCCCGUCUACAGGAUCGACUCAUGAAGCGUGGUGGCACAGAUCUAGUAAAGGAGGCUAUCAAAAGGGCUAAGCAGUAUGCUUAA
Molecule: messenger RNA, 2493 nt
Organism: Phytomonas sp. Hart1
Lineage: Eukaryota; Euglenozoa; Kinetoplastea; Trypanosomatida; Trypanosomatidae
Source: the annotation of a GenBank genome assembly